AUGGCUACUCAAAUAACAGCAACCUAUACCAACACAAACUCCGCCAGUGACUCUUCCUGCUCUCUAUCUUCUACCACACCCUUCACACUCGCAACACCAUUUACUCUCCCGGACUCCGACUCCUCUGGACAUAAGACCUCGCACCUAAACAUACUACGCGAGGCCGUAUCAACGCUACAAGAGCGCGUGAAUAAUGAAUUAACGACGCGCAUGGAGGAAGAGGCACGCGAGAUAGCCGCUGCAUCCACUUUCUUUAAGAGUGCCAGUGUCAAUACUAUCAAUGAAGCUGCUGAGGAAGAUAAUUACGGUGAGGAGGUAGUGGAGGAUGAAGAGUAA
This is a messenger RNA of Annulohypoxylon maeteangense, 336 nucleotides long. RefSeq lists its product as uncharacterized. NCBI's taxonomy places the organism in Eukaryota, Fungi, Ascomycota, Sordariomycetes, Xylariales, Hypoxylaceae. The record is from RefSeq and is a predicted model, not a curated record. Bases 1 to 336 code for a protein of 111 amino acids. The transcript has a single exon.